GCCUGGUGUAAUUGCAAGGCGAACAAAAGGGCAAGCCCCAGAUAAAGCCAGACGCCUGCGACACGGCGCACUGAACAUGGCGUCCAUGCGGACACUGGUGCUGCUUCUCGCGGCGCUUGAAGCCGCCGGCUUCGCGAUCUGCAAAACCAGCUCACGGACAGCUGCCCUGAGAUCUCCCGUCUCCGACGGCGAGACCUCGCAGCUUGUAUCAAUGAGGUCGACCGUCGCGGACAGCGAGAGCUCGCAGCAGGUCGAGAUCAAGCUCGCCGCGCCCGCGGCCGCCGCGUUCGUCGAGACGCUCUUCGAGAAGAACGUGAAAGUGAAGGCGGGCACGGUCGACAAACGGCGCACCACCAAACGCGCCCGCGGCCAGAAUCCGAUAGUGGUGGGCUCGCCCGACGCCGGCGAGCCCUCCAAGACGGUGGAUAGGCGCCGCAAGCCGAAGACGACGUCGACGGACGCCUUGUUCACGACGCAGUUGUUGGAUGCGGCGCAGGAGCGGCGGCUCGGUGGAUUGACCGUCGAAUUGCUACGCUUGGAGAAUGUGAGAGACGAUUUACUGAGGGAGCGCGGCGGCCGCACGCCCGAAUCUCUCGGAUAUGCUGGAGACAACGAACUCGAGGACCAAUUGUUAGGUGUGGACUGCGACGGGUUUCGGGCCGACUGGUGCGUGCGCGCCGAGCUCAAAUCGCCGGAGGAGCUCACGAAGCGGAUCCGCGACGGGAGAGCUGCGCGGCAAGCUUUAGUUGCGGCGAACAUGCGGUUAGUUGUAGCCGUGGCGAAGCGCUACGCGGGUCUCGGCAUGGGCCUCUCCGAUUUAGUCCAGGAGGGCUCUUUGGGAUUGAUGCGCGCUGCGACGAAGUACGACCCGGCGCGAGGCUGCAAGUUUUCGACGUAUGCUUGCUGGUGGAUCCAGCAAGCGGUCCUACGAGCCGUGGCCUUCCAAUCUAGAUUGAUCAGACUACCGAUGCACGUGCACCAGGACCUGGCCAAGGCGACGCGCGCCCAGCGCGACUUCAUCCAGGACAACGGCCGGGAACCGACCGAUGAAGAACUGGCCAAGAUCUUGGAUAUGACCGUGGCGAAGCUACGGAGGGUGCGCACGGCGGCGAAGCAGUCCGACGCCGUCUCCACCGAAACGCCGCGCGGCUUCUCGUCGAAGAUCGGCGGCGGCGAGGCCAAGUUCAACCAGCGCAACGGCGGGCGGCGCAAGGCCAAGACGCCGGGCGCGCCGGCGCCCGCGGCCGCGCCGGCGCGGACGUCUGGUAGAACGCUGAAGCUCGAGGACACGUUGGAGUCGGCCGAGCCCGGCGCCGACCGCGCCGUCGAGAUGAGUUUGUUGCACGGCGCCAUCGCCGAGGCGUUCAAGGACCUGGACGAGGACGAGCAGAAGGUCAUUUCCUUGCGCUAUGGGCUGGAGGACGGCGUCGCGUGCUCGCCCUCGCAAGUCGCCGAGCGCUGCGAACAAUCAAAAGACUGGGUGCGGCGGUGCGAGAUGCGCGCCAUUCGCAAGCUGCGCAAGCCGCACCACCUCAUGACGCUGCGGCCCUACAACUCGCAGCGCCAGUCGCUCACGGCCGUCCCGUCAUAAGACUUUUGGAAAGUU
This is a messenger RNA of Pelagomonas calceolata, 1606 nucleotides long. The record is from the annotation of a GenBank genome assembly. NCBI's taxonomy places the organism in Eukaryota, Pelagophyceae, Pelagomonadales, Pelagomonadaceae.